Molecule: messenger RNA, 1137 nt
Organism: Sphenostylis stenocarpa
Lineage: Eukaryota; Viridiplantae; Streptophyta; Magnoliopsida; Fabales; Fabaceae
Source: the annotation of a GenBank genome assembly
AUGGCGACGACAAGGUCACCUAACCAUUCUUCCGAGGACAGCGCCGAUCCGACGCCGUUCCUCGCCACCUCUCCCGAUGACUCUACCUCCGGCCGUCGUCUCCUCCGCCGCCCGAGCCUCCGAGAGGCGGCGCGUUUUCUGAGGCAGGCGAGUGGCCGCCGCUUGAUGCGCGAGCCGUCGAUGAUGGUGCGGGAGGCGGCGGCGGAGCAAUUGGAAGAAAGACAGAGCGAUUGGGCCUAUUCGAAGCCCGUUGUGGUCUUGGAUAUUCUCUGGAACUUCGCGUUCGUCACCGCCGCCGCCACCGUCUUAAUUCUCGGUCGCAACGAGAAUCCGAACAUGCCUCUCAGGUUGUGGAUUGUAGGCUACGCUAUGCAGUGCGUUCUUCACGUCGCAUGCGUCUGCGUUGAAUAUCGUAAGCGCCAACGCCGCCGUGAACAGUCCAACGCCACCGUCGCUGUUGGUGGCAGCGGGGAUUUGAGUUCGGCUUCGAUGGAUGUUUCUGGAAACUCAGUCUCGUUGCCGCAGUUCGAGGACGAUGGUAUAAGUAUGGCCAAGCAUUUGGAAUCAGCCAACACAAUGUUUUCAUUUAUUUGGUGGGUUGUUGGAUUCUAUUGGAUAUCAGCUGACAGUGAAGCUUUGGUCCGAGAUUCUCCGCUGCUUUACUGGUUAUGUAUAGCCUUCCUGGGUUUUGAUGUUUUCUUUGUCGUUUUCUGUAUUGCACUAGCAUGCAUCAUUGGUAUAGCUGUCUGCUGUUGUCUUCCGUGUAUCAUUGCACUCCUUUAUGCAGUUGCAGACCAGGAAGGGGCAUCAAAAGAAGACAUUGAGCUGUUGUCAAAAUUCAAGUUCCAAAGAACUGAAACUAAUGAGAAACUUUCUGGGAAUACACAAGGAUCUGCUGGAGGAAUAAUGACUGAAUGCGAUAGUGAUUCUCCCAUUGAACUUGUACUUUCUGAUGAGGAUGCGGAAUGUUGCAUCUGUCUUUCUGCUUAUGAUGACGGGGUUGAACUUAGACAACUACCUUGUGGCCACCAUUUUCACUGUGCCUGUGUGGACAAAUGGCUGCAUAUCAAUGCUACUUGCCCCCUUUGCAAGUAUAACAUCUUGAAAAGUACCAGUCAUGGUCAAGACGAAGUUUAG